GCCGUCAGACCUGCUUUAUCUGAUCGACUUGGAGGAUUCCUCGCGAGGACCAAAUUACUGCUAAAUCUUUCCGAUACGCCUUCGAAACUCCUGGCUCGAGAGAUGUGGCGGCUGUCGAUAUUGAUCGGUAUGAUUACAAUCGCGAGAGCCGGACCGUACGACAAGACGACGGACUCGGUGAACGACAGAACUCUGUUUAUUAGAAGUCUGCCGGGAUAUCCUGGAACUAGAAGCGAUCUCUAUGAAGUCUAUAUGGAACCAUAUUAUUUCGCAGUUGGUCUGAAAGCCGUAGUGGAGAUAAAAGCUCUCGGUGAAGACGGUUCGCCGGUGGAUGGGCCACGAGGGAUGCUGACAAUAAUGCAGCAUUCCGAUGGAGUCAGGAUCAUGGGCACGAUCACGAGAUUAAAUCCGGGCUUGCAUGGAUUCCACGUACACGAGAAAGGAGAUUUGAGAAAAGGUUGCAAUUCAGCUGGCCCGCAUUUCAAUCCGUACAUGGUGAAUCACGGAGCACCGAGCGAUCCGUUACGUCACAUCGGCGAUCUCGGUAAUAUUGAGGUCGGAGAGGACGGAGUGGCGCGUAUCGACGGCAUGGAUCAUUAUUUGAGCUUGGUGGGCGUCCGGGGUGCAAUCGGCAGAGCCCUGGUGAUCCAUGCGAAACCCGACGACCUCGGCCGCGGCGGAACCGAGGAGAGUCUGAAGACCGGAUCGGCGGGCGAGCGCGUUGCCUGCGGUGUCAUCGGUUUCUUGUAAAAAGAUUUCGAUGAACAGCAAAUUCGGUUACUGACUUACUACAUGCACUAAAUACGCACUGAAAGCUGCCGUAUUUAAUUCACUUAAAAAGACAUUGCAGAUAAAUUUGUGUAUACAGCCUGAAGAUUGUGCGCAUUAGUGCUUCUACCCAAAUUCGCUAAAAUAGGUAUUGCGCACCGCGACUUCGUUCACUAAUUUAAUUGCGCCCACUUGUACCAAUCAAUAAAUAUUACGAAUGUGUAAAUAGAACACUUGUUAAAUGCAUUUUAUAU
This is a messenger RNA of Cyphomyrmex costatus, 1022 nucleotides long. Its product is annotated as superoxide dismutase [Cu-Zn]. Bases 103 to 750 code for a protein of 215 amino acids. Gene Ontology annotation, molecular function: copper ion binding. The record is from RefSeq and is a predicted model, not a curated record. The transcript is spliced from 4 exons. NCBI's taxonomy places the organism in Eukaryota, Metazoa, Arthropoda, Insecta, Hymenoptera, Formicidae. Gene Ontology annotation, biological process: superoxide metabolic process.